This is a messenger RNA of Colletotrichum gloeosporioides, 339 nucleotides long. RefSeq lists its product as uncharacterized. The coding region runs from base 1 to 339 and encodes 112 amino acids. The record is from RefSeq and is a predicted model, not a curated record. NCBI's taxonomy places the organism in Eukaryota, Fungi, Ascomycota, Sordariomycetes, Glomerellales, Glomerellaceae. The transcript has 3 exons.
AUGCGUAUGAACACACUCCUGUCUCUGCUUACAGCAGUACCCAUAGCCCAAGUUGCUGCAAAAGACUUCUCAGGGUCAUGCUCCGGAAUGGCCUACUUCUCAACCAGCAUUAAGGCAUUCUGCUUCACAGCUGACAAUGAAUACUCGAAUGACUCAAGCCUAGACUUGAGAAGCUGCCUCGCCAAUGUCGGAGGCCAAGUUGUCUUCUGUGACUGUGGCCUUGCUGCUGAUAAGAAGACACUGAAUUGCCGUUGCACUGACGCUUCUGGCACAAAGAAGCCUUCAUCUUUGAACUUGGACACGUGUUUGAGUAAUACGGAUGGCAAAUUGACCUGUUGA